AUGAUUUUGAAUUAUUUUAUAUUAGUAAUAUGUGCACUGCUUUUUGCGUCUGCAAAUGCUGGUCCAAGGGUAAGAGUGGAACAAGGGCAACUCGAAGGAAAAUCGAAAACUACAGCCACCGGGAAAAAAUAUAAUUGUUUUCUUGGUAUCCCAUAUGCAAAACCACCAGUUGGAAAUUUACGAUUUAAGAAUCCUGAGCCAUUAGAUUUUUGCUGGAAUGGAGUCCGCGAUGCAAGAAAGUUUGGAAAUAAUUGUCCUACGAUGGAUGCUUCUCUCAAUUUUUACGUUUCAGGAAGUGAAGAUUGUCUGUACCUGAACGUGUACACACCCAAGAUUACAAAAAGUCAAUCGAACAAGUUGCCGGUCGUUUUCGUCGUGCACGGCGGAGGAUUCUACUCCGGUUCCGGAAACGAUAAGGACACAAUGAGGCCCGAUUGGUUGGUCGAAAAGGAUAUUGUUGUAGUGACAUUCAAUUACCGGCUAGGUCCUUUCGGAUUCCUGUGUCUCGACAUACCCGAUGCACCGGGAAAUGCUGGAUUAAAAGAUCAGGUUGCCGCUCUCCGGUGGGUUAAACAAAACAUCGCAAAAUUCGGCGGUGAUCCCGAUAACAUCACACUGAUCGGCAUGUCAGCUGGCGCCGCGAGCGUUAAUUAUUUACAAAUAACCGACACCACCAAGGGACUGUUCCAGAGGAGCUAUCAAAUAAGUGGCAGUGCACUGGCACCUUGGGCAUAUGUCGAGGACCCUAAAAAGAAUGCAUUCAAAUUAUGCUCGAUCCUCGGUCAAAAUACUCAAUCAUCCGAUAGAGCAUUGGAAUACCUCCUAAUGGCCUCUGCCCAAGACCUCCUCUUGGCACUAGGAAGACCGCCGUAUUCUUCCGUCGCGGAUUUCAAUAUGCAAAUGCGUGACAUCGUAUUCUUACCUGUGUCCGAGAAGAAUUUCACAGGUCAAGAGGCAUUCUUGACAGAAUCACCUCAGGAGAGACUCGAGAGUGGAAGAUUCCAAAAUCUACCACUCUUGAUCUCCAUUACGGAUGGAGAAGGAUUAGUUGGUUUGCUGGAUGCUGUGGCCCAACCUCGAGUUUAUGGACUGAUUGACAUCAAUUUUGAAAGAUAUGUUCCAAAGGAUUAUAAUUUGCCUACAAGUUCUGAACUAUCUUUGCAAGCCGCACAAGAGAUAAAAGACUAUUAUUAUGCUAAUACUACGGAUUCUCAAAAGAACUUCCAAAAAUAUGUAGAUAUUAAAGGUGACACUUGGAUAAAGAAAGGUGUUCAAGACCAAGUUAAAUUAAUGGCAAAGAAUAAUGCUGACGCCAUAUAUUACCAUUUGUUCACAUUGGAUGAGUUCAGCGAUUUUAAAAUUAAAAACAAUUUCACGUUUUUGGAUCAGUCAGCGCAUGCUAACAAUAAUGAGUAUAUAUUCUAUCAACCUAAUUUCCCAAAAUCAAAUCCGAUUGCUGAAAAAACUCGUCAGAGAAUGUUGAAAAUUUUGCAGAACUUCAUUGAAACAGGAAAUCCUACAUCCGAAAUGUCAGAUUUGCUACCAGUGGAUUGGCCACCUGUAACAAAAACUACUCUAAACUAUUUACAUAUCGAUAAAGAAUUAUCCUUGGAAGUUGAUCCUGGAGAAGUCUGCAUGAAAUUCUGGGACGAUUUGAAAAUGAAAUAUAAAAAUUUAGUUAGGCCUGUUAUUUAUGGUUGA
Ctenocephalides felis (cat flea) is the source of this 1701-nucleotide messenger RNA. Its product is annotated as esterase FE4-like. The record is from RefSeq and is a predicted model, not a curated record. Bases 1 to 1701 code for a protein of 566 amino acids. The transcript has 6 exons. Lineage: Eukaryota; Metazoa; Arthropoda; Insecta; Siphonaptera; Pulicidae.